UUUCUGACCCUGACAUGUUUAUCUUGCAAUUAUGAGAGGUGGGGUAGUAUUUUCAAGGAAACUAUAGUCGUCAAGAGAACGUAUACGUCCAUUAACUCUCGUUGUUCAACGAUAACCUGUCGUCGUUCGACGAUUUCUACUUUGUCUUUGGUGGCUGGCUGCUCUGCCUGAUCUCAGUCAUUCUUGUCCACUCUUACUGAUCAGUCUUACUAUUAGAUUUAAUUUGUUUCCAAGUUAAAAUGAGCGCCCAACAAGCAACUAAAGAAAUUCUUCCACCGUCAAAUAGAAGAACAGUUCGGUGCCAAACGCAGCUUUCACAAAGCAAACAACGAGGUAUCAUUUUACAGGAAGUUUUGUCAGGCACCGAUUGGUGCCAAUCGGCAAAACAAGACGAUUUCAUUUUACAGACAAAUAAUGAAAUUCUGCCAACACCAGGUAGCAUUGCUUGGUGCCAAACGCAGAACGAAGUUGUUCAAUUAAAGUUUGAGUGGACCAUUCACCAAUUAGCGUUCCUAAAAACUUUUGAAAAAUGGGGAGAUUAUUCUUCAUCUCAUUUUUUUCACGAAAAAAAACCCGAUUCAAAAUGGUCUCUGCGAUUGUCUGACGAGGGAGCCAAUAUCAGGAUCAACCUAGAAUUGCCUCAUCCCAACAAUCAAUUAGGAAAUCCCGUCCAAGUGAAGAUCGCCAUUUCGAAUAGAAAACGCGAACAGAUUUUCCCGCAACAACAAUGCUUACCUCAGUAUACAAAAUUGCCUUGCUGUGUUUUUCAAAUCGCAAAAAAAUUUUUAGUAGAGUCCCAGUGCUUCGUCAAUGGGAAACUCACCAUCUACUGUGAGAUUGAAAGUUUCGUAUUGAAAAAUCCUGUACUGUCGGGCAAGUCGUCUACAGUGGCCAAUUUGGAUGAGAAACCAUUCGGCAACAGCGACCAACUAGUUGCCCAACUAACAGGACUCUUUGAAGAUUUGAAAUUUUCCGACAUCGCCUUCAACGUCCGUGGACGCCAAUUUAAAGCCCACAAAAACAUUUUGGCCGCAAGAAGUAAAUUUUUCACUGCGAUGUUUGAUCACCCGACAAAAGAAAAUUUAACGAACCAAAUCGAAGUUGAAGACGUGGAGCCGGAUGUGUUUAACGAAAUCCUCCGCUUCAUCUACACUGGAAAAGUGUCGGAGUCGACGAUGGAGAACAUGGCCUUUGAAAUACUCAGAGUGGCGGAUAAAUAUCUAUUGGAUCAAUUGAAAAUGGAGUGUGAGACUCGUAUCAUUCAUCGAAUGUCGGUAGAAAAUUGUCUGGAAUUACUUUUGAAUACCCAUGAACAUCAUCCAGCGUUUCAUUUGAGACAGUAUGCGGUCGAAUUCUUCCGCAAUUUCUCCAGCGAAGUGAUGGCGACGGAAGAUUGGGAAAAGGCCAAAAAAGAUGAUCCUGAAAAAUGUUUCAGUGUGCUGCAAAAUCUUGUCAAAUCUAUUGUUUAG
This is a messenger RNA of Daphnia pulicaria, 1469 nucleotides long. Its product is annotated as speckle-type POZ protein-like. The transcript has a single exon. Bases 240 to 1469 code for a protein of 409 amino acids. Gene Ontology annotation, biological process: regulation of proteolysis; proteasome-mediated ubiquitin-dependent protein catabolic process. Gene Ontology annotation, cellular component: nucleus; cytoplasm. The record is from RefSeq and is a predicted model, not a curated record. NCBI's taxonomy places the organism in Eukaryota, Metazoa, Arthropoda, Branchiopoda, Diplostraca, Daphniidae. Gene Ontology annotation, molecular function: ubiquitin protein ligase binding.